Messenger RNA from Polyodon spathula (Mississippi paddlefish), 2315 nucleotides. Its product is annotated as interferon regulatory factor 3-like. Gene Ontology annotation, biological process: regulation of transcription by RNA polymerase II; immune system process. Gene Ontology annotation, molecular function: RNA polymerase II cis-regulatory region sequence-specific DNA binding; DNA-binding transcription factor activity, RNA polymerase II-specific; protein binding. Bases 819 to 2240 code for a protein of 473 amino acids. Gene Ontology annotation, cellular component: nucleus. The transcript has 8 exons. Lineage: Eukaryota; Metazoa; Chordata; Actinopteri; Acipenseriformes; Polyodontidae. The record is from RefSeq and is a predicted model, not a curated record.
AGGAAGGCAAAAAUAAAAUUCUAAACCGAGUCAAUGCAGAGUUUACAAAACAGUCAGAAUCUUUAGUAAGACGCGACAUCUGGUAUAAAUUUGAUGGGAAAAAAACCCCCGCAAUCCCAUCCCCAUACCGGUGCGCAUCCCCCGCAGGGGGGGGGGGGGGAUAUCGAUAAUCAAUCGAUCGCUGAUCGAUCAGUCCGCGGCUCGCAGCGAACAGCCACCGCGUUUAAAACAAAAAAAAAAUCAAACAAACAAACAAAACUGAGCUGAGAAACCCACAGAAAACACGCGUGGAACAAAACCAUUCUCGAUAUUCAUUACUAAACAAACAAACAAACAAACAAACAAACAAACAAACAACAACAAACACGAACCUCCGCCGCCUUUCCUCGCGGUCCCUCCAGCGACUCUGCACCGUCGAAAUCUUCGUUCCGGACUAUUUUUUUUUUAUCUUUGGUUCCUACCUCCAAGCAUAUUGAUAAUAAUAAUAAUAAUAUAAUAAUAAUAAUAAUAAUAAUAAUAAUAAUAAUAAUAACCCUCUGAGAUGAGACCAUGCAAAUCCAGUGGAAAUGUUUUGUUUUGUUUUUUUUAUAAGGGAGCGUUUCAAUACAGUAAACGAAACCGAAACCUAAGCGAAUUUCCACGAAGCGAAAUGAAAUAGAAACAAGGGAGGGACAGAGGAGAGAAAGAAUGAACGAGAGAAAGUGAUCGUUCAGAAUCAGCUUCAUUGUAACAAAACCCGCUCCGGCUCCCGUCGAUUAUAAUCGAAUCUGCCGAGUCCUGACGAAGAUCAUUCGAGUCGCUUCGGACUGAGAUUCAGAAUGGCUUCUCCAAAGCCUCUCAUCAUGCCCUGGUUGGUCACGCAGAUAGACAGUGGGCGGUACCCGGGCCUGUGCUGGACCAAUGAGGAGAGGACAGAGUUCCGCAUCCCGUGGAAACACGGACUGAGACAGGAUCUCUGCCCGGAGGAUAAAGAUGAGAGAGAAGAGAGAGAGAGAGAGAGUGAGAGAGAAGAGAGAGAGAGAGAGAGAGAAAGAAAGAAAGAGAGGGUUUUUGUGACACUAGAAGCCCUGUUAAAGAUGUUUUAUAUUUUUAUCAAUGGACAGGUGACUCUGGAUGAAAUCUUAAGAGAACUUAACCUGCAGGAAGGAGUCUCUGCAGAUCCCUGUCACGCCGACAGCGCCCCCCGUGGCGCGGAGGGGGUAUUGCAGUUCCAGUGCAGCCCUGUGCAGUAUGAGAAUCUCUCCCCGGCAGCUCACAGCGACGGCGACAGCGCCCCCUUCGGCGCGGAGGCUGCAGGGCAGGUUCAUGAUCCGAUGCAGUACGGGAAUCUCUCUCUCCCGGCAGCCCAGAGCGACAGCGCCCCCCGUGGCGCGGAGGGGGUAUUGCAGUUCCAGUGCAGCCCUGUGCAGUAUGAGAAUCUCUCCCCGGCAGCUCACAGCGACGGCGACAGCGCCCCCUUCGGCGCGGAGGCUGCAGGGCAGGUUCAUGAUCCGAUGCAGUACGGGAAUCUCUCUCUCCCGGCAGCCCAGAGCGACAGCGCCCCCCGUGGCGUGGAGGAGCCACUGCAGAAAUUCAAAGCACAGCUCAGUGGAAUUCAGACCAGGCUGACCACUCAGUUCCGCGUGGUCGUGUAUUAUCGGGGUCUCAAAGUUCACGAGGAGCUGGUGACCAAUGAGAAUGGGUUCCGUGUUCACGCCACGGGGGCGGAGCCUGUGAUGUCACACCUGCAGGGGGUGUGUCUCCCUGACCCCUCCCCCUUGUUUGAUAAGCGCCAGGCUGACUUGACCAGAGUGAUCCUGGGCAAACUGGGAGGAGGGCUGGCUGUGGAGGUACGUGACAGCUCCAUACUGGGAGCGAGACUGGGAGACACCAGGGCUUACUGGAGCUGCUCCCAGUUUGACCAGUCCCGGACUCCCAGAGAAGUACCGAAAAUAGAGACGGAGAUCUACAACACCAACCAGUUUAUAAAAGAUCUCAUCUCUUUCAUUGAGAAUCGCAGUGGCUCUCCUCAGUUCUGUCUCUGGUUCUGUGUGGGUGAGAAGUGGCCCGACCCAGAAAACAGACCCUGGGAAAAGAAACUGAUCAUGAUAGAGGUGACCCCGAUCAGUCUGGAGAUCCUGAAAACUCUAGCAGUGUGUGGAGGAGCCUCGUCUCUGCAGAGCGAAGACGUGGAGCUGCAAAUAUCAACAGAGAUGAGCAGCAUGCUGUCACUGCUGUACGAGAGCAUGGACACAAACUAGAGGAGAGGAGAGAGGAGAGGAGGAGAGAGAGAGGAGAGAGAGAGGAGGAGAGAAGAGAGGAGGAGAGAGGAGAGG